Ceutorhynchus assimilis (cabbage seed weevil) is the source of this 2744-nucleotide messenger RNA. The record is from the annotation of a GenBank genome assembly. NCBI's taxonomy places the organism in Eukaryota, Metazoa, Arthropoda, Insecta, Coleoptera, Curculionidae.
GGGAGCUUUCGUUCAAAAGGUCACAAAUCGGAUAACAGGAAGAAGUUAAAGAGUCCUUCGGGAGGACGGUGCUUCGCCCACGCAUGCGACGCCGGCUAUUCUCUUCCUCUGCUCGUGUUUUACCAUCAUCGACGUCAGUUUCAGAAUUUGAGUCUUCACACCAAAACCAACAACAACGUUUCGCUUAUGGGCCAACCGGACUCUAGUUUCCAUCUAGUUUAUACUUUGUGGCGUUAGCCAGAGAUGCCAAGAACACUUCGUUGUUUGUGUGGCUUCUUUUACCAACACUACGACCACAGACUUCCAUCAGCGGAAGAAAAUAUCAAACAACUAAAAAACCAUGGCGUGUAAAACAGUGACGCAAAACCGUCUUCGUGGUUCGCCCACUAUGCAGACGGCCGAUCAUCGUGAAACUUGGGGCAAGAAAGUCGACUUCUUGUUAUCUGUUAUUGGAUUUGCAGUUGAUUUGGCUAACGUAUGGAGGUUUCCAUAUUUAUGCUAUAAAAAUGGUGGAGGUGCAUUUCUGGUUCCUUAUUGCAUUAUGCUAGUCAUCGGUGGAAUUCCUUUAUUUUAUAUGGAACUAGCUUUAGGACAAUAUAAUAGAAAAGGUGCUAUUACUUGUUGGGGUCGGCUUUGUCCACUUUUCAAAGGUAUUGGUUAUGCUGUAGUUUUAAUCGCCUUUUACGUUGAUUUCUACUACAACGUCAUCAUAGCUUGGGCACUUCGGUUUUUCUUUGCUUCGUUCACUAAUUUACUUCCAUGGACAACUUGCGAUAAUGAAUGGAAUACUCCAAAUUGUAGACCUUUCGACUUCCAGAAUGGAAAUGCUAGCGGCGCACUAAAUACCAGCGCUACGUUAGCAUCCGCAGCGUCGGAAUAUUUCAAUCGUGCCAUAUUAGAACUCCAUAAAAGCGAAGGUCUCCACGAUCUAGGAACAAUCAAAUGGGACACCGCCCUAUGCCUCCUAGCCGUUUACAUCAUUUGCUAUUUUUCUCUAUGGAAAGGCAUAUCGACCUCUGGAAAAGUCGUAUGGUUUACUGCACUGUUUCCGUAUGCAGUACUUUUAAUUCUAUUCGUCCGGGGCAUCACUUUGCCUGGAUCUACUGAAGGAAUCAAAUAUUAUUUGAAGCCAAAUUUUAGUGUUAUUUCAUCAGCAGAGGUGUGGGUUGAUGCAGCUACGCAAGUAUUUUUUUCAUUGGGUCCAGGUUUUGGAGUACUACUAGCCUAUGCUUCUUAUAACGAAUACCAUAACAAUGUCUACAAGGAUGCGUUACUAACAAGUUUUAUAAACUCCGCCACCAGUUUCGUAUCUGGAUUCGUAAUUUUCUCAGUCCUUGGCUACAUGGCCCACGAAUCUGGAAGGCCCAUAAAAGAAGUAGCUACAGAAGGACCAGGACUGGUCUUCAUUGUGUACCCAGCAGCAAUAGCAACGAUGCCAGGAAGCAUAUUUUGGGCUCUUAUUUUCUUUAUGAUGUUGCUUACUUUAGGAUUGGAUAGUUCGUUUGGAGGGUCAGAAGCUAUAAUAACUGCCCUCAGUGAUGAGUUUCCAAAAAUCGGACGUAACAGGGAAAUAUUCGUGGCAUGCCUUUUUAGUCUCUAUUUCUGCGUUGGACUUGCCUCUUGCAGCCAAGGAGGUUUCUAUUUUUUCCAGCUUUUGGACCGCUAUGCCGCUGGUUAUUCCAUGCUCGUUGCUGUUUUCUUUGAGGCUGUAGUUGUUUCAUGGAUUUAUGGUACUCGGAGAUUCUGCGAUGAUAUCCAAGACAUGAUUGGGUUCGCGCCUGGUCUGUAUUGGAGGUUCUGUUGGAAGUUUGCAGCGCCACUUUUCCUUCUAUUCAUUAUUUUUUAUGGACUCUGGUUUUAUACGCCACUCACGUACGAGGAUUAUGUGUAUCCACCAUGGGCAAACGCUUUGGGAUGGGCUAUUACAGGGUCAUCUGUUAUCAUGAUACCUGCGGUUGCCAUUAUACAGUUGCUGAUUACGCCUGGGUGUUGUGCAAAGCGUAUGAAGAUACUGACUACACCAUGGCAAGAUACUCAAGUCAACGCUCAGUUAAACGGAGUAGUUCAAUCAGAAAGCCACCAAGUCAGAUUGUCGUCAGCAGCGGAAACUCCCACUGACCAACGUCCGAUUGAGGUUUGAGACAAGAAAAUAUCAAAAUUUACAGAGUAUUACGUUUAAAUGGUUUAUGUAUAUAGUAGAGAUUUAGUAAAUAUACUUAGAAUUGAAUAAUAUAACAUUUGUUAUGUAGAGUAAACGAAAUUCUAGAUGUUUAUAUGUAUGUACCUAACAUAGUUAAGUAGAAAAUCUAGCCUCAUAGGUAUGGAAAGCUGUACCUGUCUUCCUAAGCAUAUAAGGUAGAAACAAUUUAAGAUAGAAGCAUAUGUAAAUAAUUUUUAGAACUUUAUAAUAAGUAUAAACCUUAGGUUUUGAUAUGUAUUGUCGUUUUUGGUAAAACUGUCAAACACUUGCUUUUCAAAAACUUAGUUCGAGACUGCCUUCGUUCAAACUAAGUUUUUAUUACAAAUUGUAAUUGAAACAAAUUAAUACAUAUCAUGAUCAUUAAGUAAGUUGAUAGGUAAGUAUACAGGGUGUUGUGGUUUUUAUCUGCUAUAGUCCGGAGGCCGAGGACCUUUUUUCCAAAUCAUUAAUAACAAGCUAGUUUUUUCAAUGCAGCUUCAUUUCACCGAGACGCCCAACUUUUUUCUCUUCGAAAAUUGCGAAAACAGGUAGCUAACAUACUGCU